This is a messenger RNA of Cyclopterus lumpus (lumpfish), 4334 nucleotides long. RefSeq names its product DP-Gal:betaGlcNAc beta 1,4- galactosyltransferase, polypeptide 1, like (gene b4galt1l). NCBI's taxonomy places the organism in Eukaryota, Metazoa, Chordata, Actinopteri, Perciformes, Cyclopteridae. The record is from RefSeq and is a predicted model, not a curated record. Gene Ontology annotation, biological process: protein N-linked glycosylation; carbohydrate metabolic process. The transcript is spliced from 6 exons. Gene Ontology annotation, molecular function: beta-N-acetylglucosaminylglycopeptide beta-1,4-galactosyltransferase activity; cytoskeletal protein binding. Bases 350 to 1453 code for a protein of 367 amino acids.
GCUCAGCGGAAGUGGUGUUACGCCUCAUUUCGUCCUUGACGCCUCGGUCUCUCGGCGGAGUUUCGGAAAGUGUGUCGAGUUGCUCCGUUUCUUCCUAACGGUUCCGGAACCAGAAGACUAUUAUCUAAAUCCGGUCGCGAACCUGGUCCCGGACCCAGAGGAGAGUUUCCGAGGAACCGAACCUCCAGAAGGGCUCCGCACGUUGUGUUGAAGUUAACGGGAAAUGGAGCCGGAGAGUUAACAGUGAGUUCUCAGGGAACGAGCACCCUGGGGCGCAGGUUCAGUUCCGCCUCUUCCUCAUACUUUAGUUCCCGGGACCCAGAGGACCCAGUGGACCCAGAGGACCGGGAUGGCCGCGGACCACACCGUGAGGUUUUCCCUGCUCCACCGGACAUGUAAGCUGGUGGUGCUGCUGUGCCUGCUCCACCUCACCGUCACCGUGUUCUUCUACGUCUGCUCUAUGGACAUCCGGUUCUCCUUCGUCCAGAACCAGCAGUCCAAGAACGAGUCCUAUGCGCAGGCAAACCAGGUCCGGAAUAAAGAGUUCACUUCGGGAACCGAACCAACGGUGGUGUUGGUCAAGAAGGAGCUAGUCCCGCAGGAGGAGCACAGGGACCAGAGGAGACCCCCAGAGGAGCUGGAGAAAUGCCCUGAAACAUCCCCUCUGCUGGUGGGUCCUCUGCGGGUGGAGUUCAACAGUCCAGUGGACCUGGAUCAGAUUAAGAAGCAGAACCCAGACAUCCAGCUUGGGGGGCGCUACAGACCCAGAGACUGCGUGGCGCUGACGAAGGUGGCCAUCAUCAUUCCCUUCAGGAGACGAGACGAGCACCUGAAGUUCUGGCUCUCCUACCUGCAUCCGAUCCUGCAGAGGCAGCAGCUGGACUACGGGGUCUACGUCAUCAACCAGGAUGGGGAACAGGUCUUUAACCGGGCCAAGCUGCUGAACGUGGGCUACCGGGAGGCCCUGAAGGAGUACGACUACGAGUGCUUCGUCUUCAGCGACGUGGACCUGGUCCCCAUGGACGACCGCAACACCUACAGGUGCUUCAGCCAGCCCCGACACCUGUCCGUGUCCAUGGACAAGUUUGGCUUUAGGUUACCUUACAAUCAGUAUUUUGGAGGUGUGUCCUCGAUGAGUAAAGAACAAUACCUGAAGAUCAACGGCUUCCCCAACAACUACUGGGGCUGGGGAGGAGAGGACGACGACAUCUUCAACAGGUUGUCCUCUAAAGGCAUGUCCAUCUCUAGACCUAGUGGAGACGUGGGGAAGUGCAGGAUGAUCCACCACGACAGAGACAAGCAGAACGACCCCAACCCUCAGAGGUUCGACCGGAUCGCUCACACCAGAGAGACUAUGCACAAAGAUGGGAUCAACUCUCUGUCCUACCAGGUGGUGAAGACGGAGAAGUUGGAUCUCUUCACUAAGAUCACAGUGGACGUGGGGAAACCAUGACGACCAGCAGCACAGGUCAGCUGACUAUUUCACGGUCUGGUCUGGUCUGGUCUGGUCUGGUCUGGUCUGGUCCCACGAGCUGGACUCAAACAUCAGUUUUAUUUUGCACAAACACACGGACUUACUCUGAGGCUCGUCUCUGAUUGGAAGCCGACUGCAGCCAAUCCGCUGCCUCCGUCAGGCUGCCACUCAUCCAAUCAGAGCUGCUGGUCUCACCGGUGGGGGAUUGUGGGUAAUAAAGGGGUCUCACUUUGAACCGCCAGCAUUAAGAGAUGAGAGAUGUGACGUCAUCAUCAUGACGUCACAUUAAAAAAUCAAUAGUUUUAAAUUAUAUCUUCUAGACUUGUUUGUAAAGUUGCUGCUGUGACUCUUUCUCCUCCAGCCAAUCACAGCCCUCCCUCACAGGCGUCCUCUCCACAGAGAGCUGCAGGAACAAUUCUGCGUUAUUUCACUUCCUGUUCCCCAGAUAAUCCAGAAUAUAAUGGAGGGAAUCCGAUUGGCCGCCAGAUGAUGACUUCCUGUUAGUUUUGAACACUUUGGGUUUUAUUAACAGAAUAUGUACUGAUCCCUGGUCUGAUCCGGAUCCUGGGUCUGGUUUUCAAUUAAUCCUGGUUCUCAACCUGAUCACUGAGGUUUGUGUAAGAAUCAUCUUAAAGGGACAGUCUGAGCUGUUGGUUGGUUGGUUAGUUGGUGUUAUUGUGUUAGUAUGAGCUGUUGGUUGGUUAGUUAGUUAGUUGGUGUUAUUGUGUGUUAGUAUGAGCUGUUGGUUGGUUGGUUAGUUAGUUAGUUGGUGUUAUUGUGUGUUAGUAUGAGCUGUUGGUUGGUUGGUUGGUUAGUUAGUUAGUGUUAUUGUGUUAGUAUGAGCUGUUGGUUGGUUAGUUAGUGUUAUUGUGUUAGUAUGAGCUGUUGGUUGGUUAGUUAGUUAGUUGGUGUUAUUGUGUGUUAGUAUGAGCUGUUGGUUGGUUAGUUAGUUAGUUGGUGUUAUUGUGUGUUAGUAUGAGCUGUUGGUUGGUUAGUUAGUUAGUUGGUGUUAUUGUGUGUUAGUAUGAGCUGUUGGUUGGUUGGUUAGUUAGUUAGUGUUAUUGUGUUAGUAUGAGCUGUUGGUUGGUUAGUUAGUGUUAUUGUGUUAGUAUGAGCUGUUGGUUGGUUAGUUAGUUAGUUGGUGUUAUUGUGUGUUAGUAUGAGCUGUUGGUUGGUUAGUUAGUUAGUUGGUGUUAUUGUGUGUUAGUAUGAGCUGUUGGUUGGUUGGUUAGUUAGUUAGUUGGUGUUAUUGUGUGUUAGUAUGAGCUGUUGGUUGGUUGGUUAGUUAGUUAGUUGGUGUUAUUGUGUGUUAGUAUGAGCUGUUGGUUAGUUAGUUAGUUGGUCUUAUUGUGUGUUAGUAUGAGCUGUUGGUUAGUUAGUUAGUUGGUCUUAUUGUGUGUUAGUAUGAGCUGUUGGUUGGUUAGUUAGUUAGUUGGUCUUAUUGUGUGUUAGUAUGAGCUGUUGGUUGGUUGGUUAGUUAGUUGGUCUUAUUGUGUGUUAGUAUGAGCUUCUUUUCCGACAGUAGAAAUAUGAGAGUACCAGUACAAAGACACUUGUUUGGUUGGUUAAUUGGCUAGUUAGUUAGUUAGUGUUAUUGUGUGUUAGUAUGAGCUUCUUCUUUUAGUUAGUUGGUUGGUUGGUUGAUUGAUUGGUGUUAUUGUGUGACUUCAGUGAAUCUGAACACUAAAGUCACACAACACUAACUAACUAAAAGAGAGUCUGGUGUUUGAAGAUAACAGAAAGGUGAAACUGAUAUUGAUUGUUUGAUUCUGUAGUAAAACUGACUUAGAAGAAGCUCAUCACUACUGUCCCUUUAAAUCAUUCCCAUUAGCUGUUGAGGCUAAUGCUAGCUGUUGAGGCUUAGACUAAGUGUUGAGGCUAACGCUAGGUGUUGAGGCUUAGACUAGGUGUUGAGGCUAACGCUAGCUGUUGAGGCUAACGCUAGCUGUUGAGGCUAACGCUAGCUGUUGUGGCUUAGACUAGGUGUUGAGGCUUAGACUAAGUGUUGAGGCUAACGCUAGCUGUUGAGGCUUAGACUAGGUGUUGAGGCUAACGCUAGCUGUUGAGGCUUAGACUAGGUGUUGAGGCUAACGCUAGCUGUUGAGGCUUAGACUAGGUGUUGAGGAUAACGCUAGCUGUUGAGGCUUAGACUAGCUGUUGAGGCUAAUGCUAACGUUAGCUGUUGAGGCUAGCCGAGUGCGUCUUCAUCGUCAUCAUAUCCCAGCUGCCAAUCAUUUGUUGAGAAACCAAAUGAAACUCAGUUUAAGUUUGUUCUCCUGGAAACGUGUUCUUGUUUCAAACACUUAUUUCCGGAGGGGAAAUAGAAAAUAGUUUAAUUAAUGUUCACGCUGUUGAGAAUAUUACAUUCUGAUUGAUUAUUGAUUCUGUUUUUGAAUUAUUUGAAAACAUAAUCUUAGAAAGUUCAAAACAAUCUUCAGAUAAAGUCCACUUACUGGUUUUAAACCACACCUCAUGGUCAUCGUGUGUGUGUGUGUGUGUGUGUGUGUGUGAGUGUGAAUCUCUUUGCUGAUCAGCUUUUAGCCAAAAUAGAACCACACAAAUUCCAGACUUUCAUUGGUUCUCUAAGUGUCCUUAUCUCAUUAUUGAUCCAAAUAAUCCAACAGAUUAUAUCAAUAAACAAUCUGUGUGUGUGUGCUGAAUGUAUUUGUUGUUGUUGACAGGUUUGUAUGUUUAACUUCAGACCAAAAAUCUUCAUUAUUUAGUGAAUACGUGGCUGAAUCACUGUUAAUGUGCCUUAAAAUGAAUGCGGUGUUACUGGUUUAACUGGUUUAACUGGUAGAGUGAACCAGACUGUAAAUUUAUGAAGAAUAAAAUGUAAGAAAUAUAAGUGAAGAACUGA